This is a messenger RNA of Prunus armeniaca (apricot), 378 nucleotides long. NCBI's taxonomy places the organism in Eukaryota, Viridiplantae, Streptophyta, Magnoliopsida, Rosales, Rosaceae. The record is from the annotation of a GenBank genome assembly.
AUGAAGUUCUUGUUGGAGUUCGUGUCUUGCUGCGGGAUUGCACGCCCCGCAACAAUAGGCGAGCAGGCUCCUCUCUCCGAGGAGACCAGCUCGCUUGUGCAGCGCCGAAUGCGUCGGCGCAGGAAGCGGGGAAGGCUCGGGAACUCGGGCUCCACGUCGCCAAAUUCAGCGGAGUGGAGGCCGUCGCUCACCUCGAUUUCCGAGGACAACGUUGUUGCGAUGGUGGUGGAUCGGACGGCUGAGGUUGAGCGAGCAGUGAAGAGGAAGAGCGGCCAGAGUCGGACGAUAGCUCAGGUCCGCAGCCACGGCGAGGAUUACGGGGGAGCUUCACUUACGACGGCGAUUCCGGCGUUCUCUCCGACGCCCUUUAUGUUUUGA